Molecule: messenger RNA, 597 nt
Organism: Penicillium maclennaniae
Lineage: Eukaryota; Fungi; Ascomycota; Eurotiomycetes; Eurotiales; Aspergillaceae
Product: SRPBCC domain-containing protein
Exons: 1
Coding region: 1-597 (198 amino acids)
Source: RefSeq, a predicted model, not a curated record
AUGGCCACUCUCACAGAUCCAAGCAACUCAACUCGCUCAACACCAAACAUCUCAUCCGCCUCCGCCACCCUCCAACUCGGCAGCUCAACCACUAUCUCCGCCCCUUCCUCCAAGGUCUGGUCCGCCCUUACAAACACCUCCACAUGGCCCAACUGGAACUCCUUCGUGCCGCGCGUGACCAUUCGCUCGCAUCCGGGUUCUGAAUCUUCCGAUCUACCUCUUUCUCCAAUCCUGCAAAAUGGAACACGAAUGAUCUUCCACGUUCGUAUGGAUCCUUCUUCAAGCAAGCCUCAAGCUGCGACGGAUGUCAAUCUUAUUGUUACGGAGUUUGUGGAGCCAAAUGUCGAAAACUAUACUCCCGGAAGAAUCGUUUGGGCUUCUGAUUUCGAUGCACCGGGGACUAUGGCGCGUUCGCUUUUGAAUGCGGAGAGGGUUCAUGAGAUUAGGGACGUCGAGGGUGGGACGGAGGUGAGGAAUUGGGAGUGUCAGGUUGGGUGGGUGGUUUAUGCGGUGAAGUGGAUGUACGGGGGAAAGCUGAAGCAUAAUUUCGAGUUGUGGGUAAAUGAUUUGAAGAAGUUUGUUGAAGCAAGUUCCUGA